AUCCAUCAUUCUGGACUCUGGUAUAUAACAGACUGACGUUUACUAAAAAAUAGACAAAUUAAUAAGAAAGUUCAAAAAAAUAUAGUUUUUCUAGAUUAGAUAUUAGAAUAAAGUACAGCGGAUUCAAAUUGUUUGCUUUUGAAAAUGGCUGGAUCGGCAUUAAGGCGUCUCAUGGCAGAAUAUCGCCAACUUACUUUGAAUCCUCCCGAAGGGAUUAUUGCGGGCCCAAUAAGCGAAGAAAAUUUUUUUGAAUGGGAAGCACUUAUCACCGGUCCUGAAGGAACUUGUUUUGAAGGUGGUGUUUUCACUGCUAAACUAGUUUUCCCCCCAGAUUAUCCGUUGAGCCCACCGAAGAUGCGAUUCACUUGCGAAAUGUUUCAUCCCAAUAUUUUUGCUGACGGAAGAGUGUGCAUUUCAAUAUUACAUGCACCAGGGGAUGACCCUCUUGGAUAUGAAUUAUCAGCUGAACGUUGGAGUCCAGUCCAGAGUGUAGAAAAAAUCCUUUUAAGUGUUGUUAGUAUUUUAGCAGAACCUAACGAUGAGUCAGGAGCAAAUGUUGAUGCAGCAAUAAUGUGGCGGGAAAACAGAGACGAAUUCAACAAAAUAGCAAAACGAAUUGUAAGAAAAACUUUAGGUUUACAUUCAUAAAAUAUAUAGAAUUUUUUUUACGUUG
This is a messenger RNA of Malaya genurostris, 673 nucleotides long. It is a transcript of the gene Ubc7, whose product is annotated as ubiquitin-conjugating enzyme E2 G2. Bases 145 to 648 code for a protein of 167 amino acids. NCBI's taxonomy places the organism in Eukaryota, Metazoa, Arthropoda, Insecta, Diptera, Culicidae. Gene Ontology annotation, cellular component: endoplasmic reticulum; cytosol. The record is from RefSeq and is a predicted model, not a curated record. The transcript is spliced from 6 exons.